UUAGAAAACGUAAUCGUAUCUAAGGUUUACGAUCGACUGAAAUAUAAGUUAACUUAUAAUCUAAUUAUUAUGACUUGUUGAUAAUACAUUACAGCUCUGUUAAAUAAUAGGAUGGCAUUUGUUUAACACAAAUUGAAAAAAUCAAACGAAAUGACAGUGAACAUUUGUUGUUUUCUUUCUUCACUCUAGGAAUUAUUAUAAACGUUCGACCGUAUGACCGACCAAUUCAAUGAUAACGUGAAGUUGAUAAGCUGGUGUCUUCUUCAGAGAAAAACGUAGUGGGAUGUAAGUAUAAUGGAACUGUAAUCAACCGUGGUGUUUUGGCUCAAGUCUCACAGAGAUAUAUAGGCUUACAGCCCACCCGAACACGAGGAAUACGCGCAUCUAAGGAAUUGUGUAUAUAUUCGUGGCGAUUUCUUGGAAACGUCUAUUCAUGUAUUGGGGAUAAAACAUCUACGUGGAUAAGUUGAAUUCGUGUGAUUUUGGGUGUUCUUCUAUGGGGAAAUAAAUAUCAGUGAUAAAACGAACGUUUACAGAUCAUGGGGAAUUACGUCCAGUACCAUCUUUCCCUGCUUGUGAUAUUUUUAACCGGAGUUUUUGGUUUGGAGCCGAGUUUUGACGUGCCCGUGAUUAACGUGACGGUACAGGAGAGUGACGUCGCCAUACUGCCGUGCUCCGUCGACUACCUGGGUGACCACAAGGUGGUGUGGACUGAUCAGUGGUCCACGUUGUUGACCCUGGACGACCGGCGGAUCAUCGAUGAUCCGCGCAUCAGCAUAGAGCGACCGUAUACGCGCGACUGGAACUUGCACAUCCGGAAGGUGACAUACAAUGACCGGGGCCAGUACACCUGCCAGAUCAACACCAACCCCGUCAAGACAAAGACUGUCAUGCUUAAUGUCCUUGUACCAUCAAAGAUAGUGGACAGCUUGUCGAGCCGGGACCAGACGGUACGGGAAGGGGACACAGUCACCCUCGUGUGUAACGUCACCGGGGUCCCCACUCCAGAGGUCACCUGGUACAAACUGCCGAAUGAGGGGCUCCAUAGCUCCAAAGAAAGGUUAGAUUUGGAACCUGGUCUCUUUACGAACAUCGAUUCCUGUGCUUACACCCUUCAGCAAACAGAUUAUAUAUUACCGGAUAGCAGUGACGCUCGAAAUAUAAUUGGUUACGGUUUCUUAGAAUUGGAUGGAAUCGGGACUGCUGGGGAGGUGCUCAUUAUACACAACGUGUCGCGCUACUGUGACGGAACCUACGAAUGCGUCGCCUAUAACAACGUGGAUCCGGCAGUCACCCGCAAGAUCAAGGUCUUCGUCGAAUUCCCCCCGGAGGUGAACCUACCGACCAAGCGUAUCGGGCAGUACGCGGGGCGGGAGACGAUACUAGACUGCGAGAUCACGGCCUACCCACACGGCGUCAUGAACUGGAUCAAAGAUGGACAAGAUAUUGACUUGAUGAACAAGGACAAGUACACGGUGGAGCUUUACAGCGGUAACGAAGAAAGUACGAAGAAAACGCUGAGUCUGCGGAUACGUAAUAUCCAGCCAGACGACUUCGGAGAAUACAUUUGCUUUGCACUGAACACAAUUGGUCAAGACAGAGAAACUAUGCUUUUGUAUGAUUACUCAAUACAUGAUACAAAGAAGACUACCACGCCUCAAACAAGGCUUAUAGAACAAAUUCCUAAAAAGACUUCAAAAACUCCCGACGAUACUGAAAUACGCAGACAAGGAAACGAUGAUUGGACUGACGGGAAUGGAUUCCUUACCUCGGUGACACGAGGCCCUAACAUACCGGGUGGCGGGUCGCGGCAUCCAAAUAGGCCGUACCAGCCGGGUGAGGAAACGUUGCCCCUCGGAUCAAGAGUGAAAGGAGGUUGUGGUCGGUGUUUCGCUAGUGCUACGUCAGUAUUAUACGCCAUCAGCCUUAUCACCUCGUUGUUAUUUUCAUACUCUCGAUAGUUUCCAUGAAGUUCCGUAGUAACGUCAUCAAAAUGACUUGUGUAAAAUUACAUGGUGCAAAAACGUUGGUGUCAUGAGUGCGAGGUAGUGCGUCCAUCGCUCAAUAAAAUGGACCAUCAGUGUGACGUCACAUGCACGGGAUCAGACGCGCAUAAAAUAAUAAAAUCAAAAUGUUGAAUCUUCAUAAAAAGUGACUCGUUUUUAUAAUAAAAAAUGAAAAUGACGUGUUAACUGAUGACAAAACUACUAUGAAAAUGCCAUUGUGUACAACAAGUGUGGUCCAAAAAUGACUUCAAGAUUGAUGUUAACUUGAGCAUUAGUCUCUUUGAAGUGUUGGGUGAAUUACAUGCCGAAAAGGACGGUUUAAAACAUCCAUCAUGAGCUUUAACACAGUGAACGUGUAACAUUGGUUAUCUUCCAGUUUACCAAAGAUUGUGUACUGUUAUAAUUAUAUUUUGCUGUUAUAUGCUUUCAUUACGGGCGUUCUAAUGUAUGUGAAGUAUGGGGAUCGAAAUACUUGAGGAACAUAGAAAAAAUGCACAGUGUUUGUUUGCAUUAUAUAUGUGUGUUAUGUCCAUAAAAAAUGGGCAAGUUAAUGAAUGGUUUUUAAUUUUCAUUGUUUUAAAUUGACAUGUAUACUUUUAUGCCAUUGAACUGUGAAAGGUAUCACUUUCUUUUAACAUUAAUGAAUCAUACGGAGUAAACAAAGGCGUCGAACUAAAACAUUAGGUGUCAUGUUUAAUUUGAAUAGUACAAUACCAUGCGUUAUAUUGCCAAAUGACGUCUCCACAGUUUACUGUGGAACUGGUACUAUUUUUGCUUAAAUGUUUCAAGUGAAAUAUUUAAAUGUUUAAAUCUUUCUUGUGUUUCUAUCGUUCUAUUGAUUAUUCCAUGUCCAGAAGUUAUUGCCAUUUGUUUAUUUUGAAUUUUUAUCCCCAUUAAUAUGUGUACAGAUUGUUUUAUGUCUUUUGCCUAAAGAUACAUUUUGUUCGGGUUACCCAACCUUAACUACGAAAUAAGCGCCGACCCUACCGUUUUUAUGAACAGUUUGUAAAAACAAAAAUACGUAGUUUAAAAUCUUGAACGCUUUAUAAAGAAUAUUACUUUAACACCGUUCUCCAAUGAAAUCAAAUUAACAUUCUUAUAUAGAGCCUAAUAAAAAUAUAAAUAAAUAAAAAGCCUAACUACCCUACCUAUUUUUGGAAAAGGAUGCAACCCUAACCAAACCAUUGUAGGCCUUAAUAUGAACAAAAAGGGACUUUCACAGAGUUCAUGUUGGCCACAAUUCAUUUUCAGAAAGAUUUAUUUAUUUAUCAUAAAGAACAUUCACUAAACAGUAACGGACAUACACUUUUUGAACAUAAAUUGUUAUUUACUCUUUUCGGCAACAAUGAAGUAUUUUUUUCAAAUACUUACGAACAAAAUAUCCCGUUUUGAACUUCUACUGACGUCAUACUGGUGUUUAAAACAGUUUGUUACCAUUACACACACAAUUUAAAUGUUCUAUGUCGGAUCGUAUAAAACUUUAAGAAUCAAACAUGGAUAAGUUUGUUUUUUGUUAUUUUUUCUUACUGCCUCAUUAUUUCUAGAUAGAUAGAGGUAGGAUAGAAACAAAAUUUCUCUACUAUUCCAAUAAAUUUGAUCAUAUGUAUAAAUGAUUUAAUAAGAUCGCAUCGUUUAGCUUUAAAUAUACGUGAACCAUUCGCUAAUCCUGUGUAUAUAUGUAUGUGUGAAGUUAUUGAUUCAUAUUUCUGUAUGUUGUAAAUAUAUUAUUUUACAUAAUUGCGACUGCAAUUUGUGACAAAUCAUAACUAUUUUACACCACCAUUAAAGCGUGCUAAUAACUUC
Messenger RNA from Mya arenaria, 3809 nucleotides. RefSeq names its product limbic system-associated membrane protein-like. The transcript has 13 exons. The record is from RefSeq and is a predicted model, not a curated record. NCBI's taxonomy places the organism in Eukaryota, Metazoa, Mollusca, Bivalvia, Myida, Myidae. Gene Ontology annotation, cellular component: neuron projection. Bases 540 to 1961 code for a protein of 473 amino acids.